AUGGCUGACGGAAUGUCCCAUUCCCAGCUCUCCUCACCCUCCUCCACUUCUACCUCGACCUCCCCCACGAAGCUCUGCUCCAAGACCUACAAGAAAGCCUCUCAGCUCUAUCUCACACGCCGUCUCCCUGAAGCCCUUUCCACUCUCCAACUUAUCAUUACGGUCGCAGAUGACCAACAACCAAAUGGCGAUCACGCCUCUACAACGGUUGCGCCGAUCGCCACCGCCCCUAGCACGUGGAGAAUCAAGGUGUGGAAUCUGUACAUCACGCUGCUGAGCGCAAUCGUCGACCUCGGCGCCGAGGAAGGAAAGAAGCAAUUCGGCCAGAAGGAGUGGAAAGCGAUCGCCACGCAAGUGCGGGAGGGAGGCAUCUGGGAGACAGUGGUCCAGGUCGGGUACAGGGGCCGCGAGGGCUCCGUGGAUGCCGAGGUGGUUUAUAACCUUGCAACACUGAUCCUCAACCACUCUUCCUCCCAAUCACUCAACCAGCAGCGUCUCGAGACAUACCUCUCCUCCUACGGACAACCAAACCUCGACCUCACCGACCGUCUCAAUGCCUCCGCCAAUGCCCAGCCGCGCCACAUCAGCCAGACGAGCGGAACAGAUACUCCGAAAGAUCUGGCUGCGCGAGUACGUAUCAUCGAGCUCUUCACUCUGCAUGUUCUCCCACGGAACGAGGAGUGGGAGUAUGCGCAGGAAUUCAUCAACCUGAGCGAAGUCCUCGACGAAGAACGCAAGGAACUCUUCCUCCAGACCCUGGAAGGACUGAAGGAGGAGAAGGAACGAGGCGAGUUGCGGGCCGCGGAGCUCCAGCGGGCCAAAGAUGCCGAAUUCGAGCGACAGCGUGAGGAUGAGCGUCGGAGAGCAGAGGACGCUGCUUCAUCAUCCCCCCGUCCUCAACCGAACGGACAUAAGCGCAAUACGAGUGAGGGUGACUACGGGAUCGAAAAGGGGCGGUCCCCGAAGAGCAAGGGCGGGAAAUCGGCGGACAAAUCGCCGAGCGGCAAGCCAUCGCGGACUGCACUCUCGUCGUCGAGUUCCAAGAACGUCAAGAAGCAGGACAAGCCUGAACCUCGACGCCAGACUCGUGCGGUCGCUACGACUCUACGGAAUUUGGUGAAACAUAUCAUCCAAAGCGUAUCCGGGAAUCCGAUGUCGCUGGUCCGCACCCUUUUGUUUUUGCUCGGUAUACUCAUGGCCAUGAGCCGGCAGGACGUGCGUGAGCGUGUCCGAAGGGUUACGGACAGUGCAUGGCAGAAAGUGAAGGGCACAGUUGGCAUGGGUGUCAAGGUCAGCUAUAUUUAA
This is a messenger RNA of Penicillium lagena, 1305 nucleotides long. RefSeq names its product protein pex26 (gene pex26). Bases 1 to 1305 code for a protein of 434 amino acids. The transcript is spliced from 2 exons. The record is from RefSeq and is a predicted model, not a curated record. NCBI's taxonomy places the organism in Eukaryota, Fungi, Ascomycota, Eurotiomycetes, Eurotiales, Aspergillaceae.